AUGGCUCACUCCAUCACAGUCCCCUUCUGGCCCACCUCAGGUGACUGCCUGAGCUGGUCACAGGACAAUCAAAUCGCUGUCGUCGGAGGCGAACAUGUCGCGAUCCUCUCGCCUAAGCUCACGACUGGCGGACAGCAUUCUCCACAGUGGCAAACUACUCUCGUCAAGAUCAAUGGCUUCACGGCAACCGAAAUACCACGAAAGGAUCCACUGAGUACCAGACACUUCUCAAUUGGCGAGGAACUAUCAAGGCGCGAAGCUAUUGGUGCAGCGUGGUCGUCUCCAGGACUGGCCAAACAUAAGCGAUGUGCUCUCGCAGUGCUCACUGCAAAUCACGUUCUCUCAAUAUGGGAGGCGGACGGCCCGUCAGAGAGCAGCACAAGCUGGAAACGCAAAUUGAUCAUCAACCACGCGGUUCAGAAGUACUACGAACGCAAUGAGCGUCAAUUCAGUGGUGAAAGGAAAUUUGACUCAGCUGAGCAACGCCAGGUUCAACAGCGUAUAAGAGCUUUCACCUGGAGCCCGGCUUUGCGUGGCAAGCAACUGGACGAUAACGUCAUGGCUGCUGCCGUGGAUUGGGGAGACCACUUCCUGGCGGUGGCCACCGAAGGCGGACACAUGCUGCUUAUCCAUGUCCAGUCCCCACACACGGACUAUUCCACUAGCUUUGAGUGGAAAGCAGCAGUAUGCUCGAGAUUGAACAUAGCAACAGGAACGAUACCGGCACCUUCUGAAGAUGCUAGGGCACGUUCAGAGACCGCCGACUACGUUUCGUGGGGAGAAUGGAGACCUGAUCCAAAUAACCCAGCAGAGAACUACAGUCUCGCACCACUGGCUUAUGUAACAAACGGACAGCUCUUCACCACACUGAUACGCGGCUCGCUGGAUGUAAAUGGAGCUCUUGUAGAAGCUCUGGAUCAGCCUAAGCGCCACUUGCAGGGUCGCACUGGUAUCAUUGGACCUUUGCAAUUUGUUCCUGGUACUGAUUCCUGCCGCAUCAUCGCAUUUGGUGACGAUGAGGUGCUGAGCGCUGGCUUGGAUUCCGGAGAGGUGAAUUGCCAUGGCUCCUCGUAUCACCUCGGUGGAAGAUGGGAUAAUGUCUCGAGCCUAGCAUUUACUUCAGACCAGGAGAACAACAUCCACGCCCAUUUCGUCUCACAACUCUCGAGUGCGCAGCCACAUACAUCUGCUCUGACCUUAUCUUCGAAUCAAAGCACCAUUGGUGCUGUGUUCCGACCGGCAUGGCAGGAUUCUAUUAUGCAUUCGAGAAGGAUAUUUGGCGAAAGAAAUGGCACAAGAGACAACGUUCAGGAAAGGGCUUGGGGCAUUGCGUCCUCUCCUGCUGGCGAUUCUAUCGCAAUUUGCAUUACCUUACAUCCUUCGAAUACGAUUUGCCAGACCAGUCUGGCGGAUCAGUCCAGCGUGCUCAAUAUCCCCCGAGAACACCGAAAAGAGGGAAGUAUCUUGCCAGCUAGUAGCGUCAGUGGAAGUUCAUCCACCGAGACUCUGCUACACGGACUGCAGGAUCAUCUUGAGCGAUGUCGGCCGCCUGAUCGAGAUUCGUUGAUGGACCAGCUUGUAAAGCUGCUUCCAAGAAGAGGUAUGCAUUAUCAUUCUUGAUCCAUGCCGUAUAGGUGGAAACGCCUCUAAUCACUUCACAGUCGAUACACCUCCACAGACAGGCAGUUCAAGGGCUGACGUAGCUGGAUUCACUCCAUUGCUGGUCCGCCAGGUGAGACUGGCCAUGUACAGCUACCCUGCAAUGCGUACCGCUCGUGCGAACAAUCUAAUCGAGAUCGCAAUGGGAAAUACCAGAACGCGAGACGAAGCAAUGCGUAGCAUUACACAACAACUCACGACCGUAAUGUCACGCUUGUCUCGUGACAAACUUGCCACAGACGACCCCCUCAGCGCUGCUAUCAGAAAGGUACGACACCUCUUGAGCCACUCCCAGGUCUCCCAACACUCUUCUGCUUCAAUAACUCUGAGAUGUUUACUGAGUUCAUGUACUUUUGCGCGGCAGGUGUUUCUUGCCAUCUCCAAGCAACUUAACUCAACAUCCGACAUCGAGAAUGGCUACGAAGCGCCUGAGCGUUGUCAAACCUGCGAAAGUGACAUACCUUUCGAAAGCAUGGAGUGGGCAAAGUGCGCUUCGGGGCAUCAGUUUCAACGAUGUUCGUUAUCUUUUGUUGCACUGCAAAAGUCCGGAACGACGAGGUCCUGCGUUAUCUGUGGAUUGCAAUGUCUCGGGAACGAAGUUCUCCCUCGUCACAUGAUAGCAACCUCCGCGGGCGAUGUCGAGAUGUCGGAGUUGCCAGAUCCGGAAGCCGGCCAGUCUAUUGCAAAUGGCGACACCUGGGUUGAAAUCAGGCGCACCCGUCAACCAGAAAAGCCCACGUUGGGAUGGCUUUUGUUUUCUGCGUGCGACCUCUGCCUUUAUUGUGGCGGAAAAUUCGUCGGCUAG
This is a messenger RNA of Lecanosticta acicola, 2464 nucleotides long. The record is from the annotation of a GenBank genome assembly. NCBI's taxonomy places the organism in Eukaryota, Fungi, Ascomycota, Dothideomycetes, Mycosphaerellales, Mycosphaerellaceae.